Messenger RNA from Drepanopeziza brunnea f. sp. 'multigermtubi' MB_m1, 558 nucleotides. RefSeq lists its product as uncharacterized. Lineage: Eukaryota; Fungi; Ascomycota; Leotiomycetes; Helotiales; Drepanopezizaceae. The record is from RefSeq and is a predicted model, not a curated record.
AUGCCGACCAUCACCUCGAACUACAUCCUCCCCGCCAUUUUCCUCAACCCCGCCGUCAUCCUCCACCUCAUCAACACCUUCCUCUCACAUAUCAUCCCUCCUCCACCUUCCAUAUCGCACUCCCCUCACCCGUUCUUUGAGAGCCUCGGGCCCCUCCGCAACGCCGCCGUACAACUCGACAUGCACGCCGACGACCAGCUGUGCUGGAGCUAUACAGCCCUCAUGGUCCUGGUGCAGAUCCUGGCCUUUGGCCGCGUCAACGACAACAGGGUUCGGAGGAACGUUGCCAAGGCCGCGAUCCUGGAGCGCGAGAGGAUCAGGAAGGAGAAGACGGACGAGGACCGGAAAACCGCGGCGCUGAAGGGGCCCGGACUCGCGAGUGGGGGCCUGGAUGGCACUUGCGACGUCUCUACCGAGCCCAAACCCAAGGUCAACGGUGCGGCGGAGGCUGGCGCGAAGCGAGAAGCGCCGACGGCGCAACACCGGAAAUCAGACUCUGAAAGCGGAACAUCAGGCGGUAACCUGUCUGAGACGAGUGAGGAGGAGCAGAUCCACUAG